This is a messenger RNA of Phalaenopsis equestris, 594 nucleotides long. Its product is annotated as oxygen-evolving enhancer protein 3-2, chloroplastic-like. The record is from RefSeq and is a predicted model, not a curated record. Gene Ontology annotation, cellular component: photosystem II oxygen evolving complex; photosystem II; chloroplast. Bases 99 to 488 code for a protein of 129 amino acids. Gene Ontology annotation, molecular function: calcium ion binding. Gene Ontology annotation, biological process: photosynthetic electron transport chain; photosynthesis. Lineage: Eukaryota; Viridiplantae; Streptophyta; Magnoliopsida; Asparagales; Orchidaceae. The transcript is spliced from 3 exons.
UAUCUGCCAUUGUAUUUCUCUUCCAUUUACGGCCAGUGCGAAAAAGGCUCGUAUUUCGGUUAUAAGAGGCGACAAGAUCACCUGAGGAAAAUGAAGUAAUGGCGAUCGCGUCGAGCCGAGGAGACAAAGCAAUGGACGAUAUGGCAACCAAAGGAUGUGUCUUUAGAAUCAAGAGCUGUGCUUUCGAUCUUCUAUCAAUGGAGGAAGAUUUGAUUAACGAAGAUAUUGAUGAUGUCUGGUGGGAGAUAAUCAGCAGGGAUCUCCGUCUCAAAUCAACUUUCAUGUACUGUGAUCUCAGUCAUGUUAUCUCUAGUUCUUGCGAUGAACAGAAGCGGAAUCUUACUGACCUUGGUAGCAUGUUGUUCCACUACAUUGAAAAGCUGGGCAAUGCAGUUAAAAGCAAGGACAUAACUUCAGCACAAAUUUGUCACAGUGAUGUAUCUCUGGCACUGCAGGAACUCAUGGCUGCUCUCAUUCCUGCCCAUUAGUUUUAUUUACAGAAUUUCAAGCGUUUGAAGGGGUACAGUUAAGGCAUGUUCAGUACCUCAAAAAAAUGCAUACUUUGGAUAGGAUUCUUUUUCUUCCAACUAUAUA